CUUCAUAAAAAAAUCACUUGGAUACUUCCUUUGUUCAAAUUUAGCUCUCUAUAAGUGUUUACAUGAAUCAAUAAAGUGAUUAUCUCAUAAAAUCAAUUUGCACCUAGGAUAAGGCGUAAGAGAUUGGAUCGAAACGGAUCCGUGACGUAGGGCGGGUGUUUUUUUGUGCCAGGGCGUCACGGUUGCAUUUUCCUUGGCGCGUCGAUCACCUGGCACCGCGUCCCACUUUUUCCUGCCAGCUUAGAACUGGGACAACCUGGAAACUGUUGCAUUCCAGUGUUGGACGUAUUGUGAUCCAUUCGAUCGUUAGGCGUGUUCCAAGUGUGUUCGUAUAAUUUAGCUUUACCUACACUGCCCAUUUUUCAAUUAAUUUUAUAUAAUAAAGCAAUGAAAAUUGUUUAAAUGUCAUUAAUGGAGGCCAAGCUUAAUGAAUCAACAAUGGACCAAAGUCAGGUGACAAGAAAACCUAAACAAGCCAUCGAUCUGUUGUCAAAAAACCCAUGAGGCAAGUCCCUGGGUAACAUUGAACGACCGGCGUUACCCAGGCGAGCGAAAUUCCCCACGAGCGGCCACAAAAGAUGCGCGACGUGCCAGCAAAUGGAUUAUAAAACGAAGCCCAAUAAACCGGACAAUCCCGCGAUCCAAUCAAAAUUUCCCGAGAUCCAAGACAUCCUAGACAAAGUCACGAAAAACGUCAAGAGGGACAUCAACGAUGACCUGAACAUCGAGCUGCCCGACAAGAAGGAACUGCAAGGAGCGCCAUCGUCGGCCAAACUGACCGGCACCGACGGCCCCGGUGCCUUCGAAGCCAUGAACAAACGUUCCAACAGCGUCGUCGAGAACAAGUACAAAAUAACCAUCACCUCCGAACGGCUGUGUCAGCUCAAGAAAACCGUCGACACGGCCGUCAAAGAGCACAAAAUUUUCACCAUGCGAGGAAACUGGGGCGUGAUAAGGCGCGAACUGCUGAAGCGCGGCUGGAUCGAAAAGUACGAGCCGCAGAACAGGAAACUGGUGAAGCCGGAGGAGGACAUAACCGGCAACCUGCCCAUGAAACAGGAGUGGGAAACUCAGAACGCCUACGUGCAGAAGUGCGAGAAAACUGUUAUGUCACGCAUGCUGCAAAACGUCGAGUGCGACCUGUACUACAGCACCAGAAAGGACCAACUCGAUUUGUCGCAUCGUGCCAGCGCCUACAAACAAAUCAGCAGGUUCAGCAGGAGCUUGUUUUCGUCCAAGGAGGGUCUGGCCUUGCUCCUAACUCAGGCCUAUUGGUAUUUGGAGCCGGGCGUUGCCUCCGUAAACUUCCCCAGGUGUUACGUCUUGGGGUUCCCGGAUCAUUUCAACAUGUUCGUCGACGAUUUUCGUAUGACCUCAUGCAUAGGGAUGCUAAAGUGGUUCUCGGAGAAGUACAACCCCAAAGAGAAAUUUUCGGUGCAAGCGCACGACGGCAAAGUACCAUUUUCAGCCAUACAAUUCGCCAUGAUAAGAUGCCAAGAGUUCGUGGACCGUCAGAAGCACAACGACAUCGACAAGGAGCUGCCCACAGUUUUCGAUUACGAGUGGGACGAGUUCCUCAAACAGUUCUACCAACUGGCCCACUACAACGGCAUGUUGGUGUACAACAAGGACUAUCUACUGACCUCCACCUACGCCACCAUCAAAAGCAUCCUGAAAGAGGUGGAGACCCACUGGCCUGAGUACGGGUUGGACGGCCGCAGGAACAUUUGGAUUGUGAAGCCGGGCAACAAGUGUCGCGGUCGUGGCAUACAGCUGGUCAAAAAUUUGGACGACGUCGAGAAGCUGAUGAACUUGAAGCAGAAGUACGUGGUCCAGAAGUACAUAGAAAGGCCCCUCAUUAUCUACAACACCAAGUUCGACAUACGUCAGUGGUUUUUGAUCACCUCCGUUCAACCACUGACCAUCUGGAUGUUCAGGGAGUUUUAUUUGCGGUUUAGCAGUCAAAUUUUCAGUUUGGAGAACUUCCACGAGUCCUUGCACUUGACCAAUCACGCGGUGCAGUGCAAGUACACGAACGUCGAGCAGAGGAGCAAGGAGCUGCCCGACAAUAACAUGUGGGAUUGUCACAUGUUCAAGGCUUACCUCAAGACUUUGAACGCAAGCGAAAAGUACGACCAAGUGAUUUAUCCUGGGAUGAAGGAGAAUAUUAUUUGUGCAAUGUUGGCCAGUCAAGACACGAUGGAUCGAAGGAAUAACACGUUUGAACUUUACGGUGCGGACUUUAUGAUAUCCGAGGAUUAUAGGCCGUGGCUAAUUGAAAUUAAUUGUUGUCCGGACAUGUCGUUUUCCACGUCCGUCACCUCCAGAAUGUGCGUCAAAGUCAUGGAGGACACCAUCAAAGUGGUGAUCGACAGGCGUACUGACCCGAAGGCAGACACCGGUUUAUUUGAACUGGUUUAUCGCCAGAAUUUUCCAAAAACUCCUCCCUACUUGGGCAUGAACCUGGCCGUCAGAGGUAGGAAGAUUUUCAGGAUGAAAUCCAAGUCGAAGCAGGAGAAGAAAGAAGAGAAAAAGAAGCGUGACACAAUUUUGGUUGGACAAAAACGAAGGGAGAUAAUCAAAAACAAGUUUAUACCAGAUAAUAAUAUACUGAAGACGUUCCCAAAAUCAGUCAAAGGUCCAGAAGCCUACAAAGGCCCACUUAUUCAGGAUCUAAUUGAGGAGUUGCACAAGACCUUCACAUACAGUGACGACAAUGGAAUUGAUUUUGUUCCAGCUCUGCCGACGAUCUCCGGGAAAAAGGAGGACAAGCUGGACACGAAAAUUAAGCGUAAAAGAAAAUGAUGGCGAAGGAAAGAAGUUGGUGAGGAGCAGGCCGCAACAACUGCUCAGCGGUUGGAAUGGCGUCAAGCUGACCAAUUUUAAGGACACGUGGGAACAACAGACUAUUAGCAUAUUAAAGGGCAAAAAUGUAUUUUCUAAUUUUCCGGUGAGUGAUACAAAUAAAAAUUUUUUAGCCAA
Aethina tumida (small hive beetle) is the source of this 2982-nucleotide messenger RNA. Its product is annotated as tubulin glycylase 3A. Gene Ontology annotation, biological process: protein polyglycylation; cilium assembly; cilium movement. The transcript is spliced from 7 exons. Gene Ontology annotation, cellular component: cilium. Gene Ontology annotation, molecular function: protein-glycine ligase activity, initiating. NCBI's taxonomy places the organism in Eukaryota, Metazoa, Arthropoda, Insecta, Coleoptera, Nitidulidae. Bases 598 to 2805 code for a protein of 735 amino acids. The record is from RefSeq and is a predicted model, not a curated record.